AAAUCCUUUUGCCACUCCCGCUUUCUUCCAUCGUUCUCCUUGGAGUACUGGCCGCUCCACGAUGUCUGGUUUGCUUAACUUUAUCUUGUAUUUCUUGGAUUCAAUUGUUGUAAUCCGAGUAACGUCUUGAAUGAACCUCUUUAAUUCGUGUUUGUUCUUCUAAGUUUCUAGAUUGCCGCUGUUCCUCCAUUUAUCUUCAAUUAGGUUAUUUUCAGCUAUUAUAUCUGCGGAGAAGUGGAAAUUCUACCUAUGAGAAUCUGAGGAACAGUGGUUUAUGGCUAAUAUUACAUCUCUUAUGAUCUCCAUUCGCCAAAACUCUCGAUUUGCCAAGAACCUUAGGAUCCACAUUCGGAAUCUCUCGGUAGAAACGAAUGGAGGCAAUAAAGGGUAUGAAGAGAUUGAACCGAGUGAGAAAUUGUUGAACCCUACUCGCCGGCAAGACGUCAGUGAGAUUGCGGAAGAGGUUUGUAAGGUCAUUAGGAACAAACCCAGAUGGGAGCAGACUCUGCUUUCUGAUUACCCUUCUUUCAAUUUCCAUGACCCGUCUUUUUUUCGCGAGCUUUUGAAGCAGUUAAACAAUGUUUUGCUUUCGUUGAGGUUUUUUCUCUGGUUGAGUUCGCAGCCUAACUUCUUGCCCCAUCCAGUCAGUUGCAACACGCUUUUCGAUGCUCUUUUGGAAGCCAAGGCUUGUGUUCCCGCUAAAUCUUUUCUUCAUUCUUUUGGUUUUAGUCCUGAGCCAGCUUCAUUGGAGAAUUACAUUCGAUGUGUUUGUGAGGGUGGUUUGGUUGAGGAAGCUGUUAAUGUAUUGGAUGUGUUAAAAGGGACUGGAUAUCGUCCAUCCAUUGAGACUUGGAACUUUGCUUUACGGAGUUGUCUUCAGUUUGAGAGGACUGAUCUUAUUUGGAAACUGUAUGAAGAGAUGAUGAAAGCUGGUGUGCAGAAGGAUGUGGGUAUUGAGACUGUGGGGUAUCUUAUCCAGGCAUUUUGCAGCGAUAACAAGGUUUCAAGAGCUUAUGAGCUUCUAAGACAGGCUUUAGAAGAUGGAUUGGCCCCUUGUAAUGAUGCUUUCAACAAAUUGAUUUCUAGAUUCUGUGAGGAGAAGAAUUAUGAUAGAGUAUCAGAACUUCUUCACACAAUGAUAGCUAAGAACCGUAAUCCGGAUAUUUUUACCUACCAGGAAAUCAUCAACGGGCUUUGCAAGGAAAGGAAGCAGCUUCAGGCAUUUGAGGUUUUCAAUGCCCUCAAGGGUCGGGGAUAUGCUCCUGAUAUGGUCAUGUAUACAACAAUGAUUCAUGGGCUUUGUAAGAUGAGGUGGCUUGGAGAUGCUAGAAAGCUGUGGUUUGAGAUGAUUGUUAAGGGAUUUCUUCCAAAUGAGUAUACGUACAACACGUUGAUUUAUGGAUAUUGUAAGAUUGGAAAUUUGGAUGAGGCCUUGAAGCUAUAUAAGGAAAUGCAUGAUAGAGGUUCUAAAGAAACCACUCUGAGCUGCAACAUACUGAUUGCAGGGUUGUGUCUACACGGAAGGACAGAUGAAGCAUACAACUUCUUUCGAGAAAUGCCUUGCAAGGAUGUAGUUUGCGAUAUUGUAACAUACAAUACCCUGAUUCAAGGAUUUUGCAGAGAGGGGAAGAUAUUGCAGAGCACAGACCUAUUUAAGGAGCUGCUAGAGCAGGGGUUGCAGCCUUCAACUUCCUCUUAUACUCAUCUAAUUCAAAAGCUUUGUCAAGUAGGUAGUGUGCAAGAAGCAAAGAAAAUGUGGAAUGAUUUGCAUAAUAGAGGUCUUCAGCCAAUGGUCUGCACUCGUGAUCACAUAAUUAAUGGAUUGUGUGAACAAGGAUGUGUGGUAGAGGGGAUGGAGUGGUUGAUAACUAUGUUGAAGAGCAAUCUCAAGCCUCAAAAGCAAACUUUUGUUAAGUUGGUUCAGAGUCUCAUUCAAAUAGGUAAAUUAGAUGAUUCUUUAUCAGUCAUAGGCUCAAUGCUUAGAGUAGGAUAUGAACUAGAAGAAGACACUCUCAGUUAUCUCUUGAAUAAACUAUGUGAAAACAAGUAUCAGUUUGUUGAAUCACAACUAGAGGAAAUCAUAAAUUUCAAUCAGUAGGAGAAUCUCUAUAUAUUAGGAGGCCAGUUUAAGAUGGUCAUACUCCGGUCGUCGAUGUUUUUUUUUAAAGCAGAUCCGUCAAAUGCUUCUUUGGGCUGUAAAUUUGCUCAAGUUGUUGUUUGGGUUGGGGGGACGUUCAUCGGCAAUUUUGAAUAUAUCCGAAUUUUCAUUCAUUGGAUUGGACAUGGGGCAGAUUGAUGAAUUAUAUUACUCAUCUUAAAACCCGUGUUGUCAAUCAUAUUUCUCAUUUGCUUUCGCGUAACUCAUUGAAGGUGGGAGAUGAAGUGUUAGAAGGGAUCUUUUUAACUCGGAGAGCUGUUCUUGUAUCAACCGAAUAACCUCUCUGAUUCAUCUCCACUGGGAAAAAUGUUCUCAACUUGGAAGAAGAUUGACAUGUGGAAACAGUGUUUAGAACCUUGUGUUUUGUCAAAGCUAUGUUAUGUUGUUGGUGGAGAAUUCUGUAGCGAAGUUAUGCAGUGGUUCUUAGGUCCAGAGUCAAUAUUUCAUAUAUGAGAAGUUGAUAUGAAAACAAUGCAGCUCAUUUAUUAGAUUAACUCCACUUCAUGGUUAUGAGUAAUUAUUUGCACGCAUUGGGUUAUAGAAUUUCCAUGUGAUGUAACUUAGCUCCUACCAUAUGUGCUGCGUUAUUGCAAAAUCGUGUUAAAUUUCACACUAAGUUUAAUUCUCAUUCCAAAUGUUAAGAUCAGUAUCAAAGCAAUACACAUCUCAUAUGAAGUCCGGUUCUAAUAAAAUAUAAGUUUCAUACAUUGUUUUCUUUUUCAUGCAUGCUUGACCCCUCCCCCUACCGUUUCCAAAGCCAUUUCUGUGGGCGAAAAGAGCAGCUUCAGCAUCUUCUGUUGUGGUUUGCAGAACUCUCGCUUUUGGCAGGGCAGGCAGGGAAUCUCUUCACAACUUACAGUUUUUGCUUUGUUUUUAUUCAGGUAUUCAUUAGCUGCAGUUAGAAUUUAAGAUAGAUAGCAAAACUUUGAAAGAAGCAUAUACCAUUUUGCUGUGACUAAAUCCUCCAGCAAAUUUCCCCACUUUUUCUGAUUGAUCAACUGCUCUUUGCUAAAGAUCGAAUAUCCCUAGUUACAAAAUAUGUUGGAUCAUUCUCAUCUUCGAAACACAGCUCCGUGUUUCGUUUCCACCCACCCAUUAAGGGAGGAAAGGAAUUUGUUUCCAGACAGAUAAGUCUCCUUACCAGUACAGAGGAAUAUUCCAUGCUCUUUCAAUGGUGCUCCGGGAAGGUCCAAGGGCUUUGUACAAGGGUUGGCUUCCUUCUGUCAUCGGAGUUGUUCCAUACGUGGGUCUUAACUUUGCUGUGUAUGAAUCACUCGAGAUUGGUUAAUUAAAAAUAAACCAUUUGGAAUUGUUGAAGAUUCAGAGCUCAGUGUGACAACACGCCUAGGAUGUGGAGCUGCUGCUGGAACAGUAGGUCAACUGUUGCUUAUCCUCUUGAUGUCAUUUGUAGAAGAAUGCAGAUGGUGGGCUGGAAUAAUGCUGCUUCUGUUGUCGCUGGUGAUGGAAGAAGUAAGGCAUCCCUCGAGUACACUGGCAUGGUUGAUGCUCUUAGAAAAGCUGUUCGUUAUGAAG
Benincasa hispida (wax gourd) is the source of this 3691-nucleotide messenger RNA. The record is from RefSeq and is a predicted model, not a curated record. Lineage: Eukaryota; Viridiplantae; Streptophyta; Magnoliopsida; Cucurbitales; Cucurbitaceae.